Messenger RNA from Ophidiomyces ophidiicola, 2319 nucleotides. RefSeq lists its product as uncharacterized. The transcript has 5 exons. The coding region runs from base 1 to 2319 and encodes 772 amino acids. NCBI's taxonomy places the organism in Eukaryota, Fungi, Ascomycota, Eurotiomycetes, Onygenales, Onygenaceae. The record is from RefSeq and is a predicted model, not a curated record.
AUGGUGCGACCGAGGCACCGUCCUGUUGCCCACGUUAAAGAGGAUUCCAAUGAUGGGAUAUCAGAUGCAUCGUUUUGCCUGAGUGGAUCUGACAACGAUGGGUGUGAGACCGACUUGACUGAACCAUCCGAUCAGCCCGUUCCCCCCAGCAAGACAUCUCAGAGGCGCCGGUGUCCUGUGAACCUCGCGUCGUCAACGCCCCUUGAUUCUGGCACCGAAACGACCAGCAGCUCCGGUAUUAUCUGCCAGCCGAAUUAUGACGAUCCUUCAGAUGACACCGAUGAAAACCUGUCGGACGUUCCAUCUGAUUUUGGAGGUUCUGUCGGGACGAAGGCCCUUCGGCAUCGUAUCGAGAACCGCUGGAGACGGUUCUGCGCGAUCAAGGCAAAGCCAACAGCCAACCCUAAAUGGAACUGCGCAGAGGAAGCCCUCCGGCAGGCCUCAGCACAAGAUAUAUAUCGCUUUUUCAAUUGGAUCUUGGGAAAGCUAAAACGUGGCAAGGAUGGGCGUCGACUCCCGGGAGUCAAGGUGAGGGAUACCCUCAACACCGACUGGAAGUUCUUGCUGGGCUACUACAAGAAGGUGGCCGAACGGCCGAUGAGCGAGGCGAUGAGCAAGAAGAUACGUAAUGGCAUGCGAUACCUGACUAAAAAGUACGGCCUCAGAACACAGCCGCGUGAGAAUGUUCCUGUCUACAUUGAGAACAUGGUCCCCUUCAACGAAACCAUCCUCAAGACGCAGGAGAAACGGUUUCAUCUGGGCUUGGAGCGCCUGCUGCUCGGUUUCUACAACAUGCUGGGCCUCUUCACGGUCAACCGGAAAAAUGCCGUCCUCUCGAUCCAGUAUAGGGACCUCAAACUGUCUGUUCAGCGAAACCCUCAUGGGGGCCCGCCGGUACCGACGGUCGACUUCACCCCAACCUGCAUCAAGGAGAAGUUCGGAAUGAAAAAGCUCCUGCCGGCUGGCGAUCAAUUUGGCCUGGGUGAUAACCUGGACAACAGCAACACGUUCAUGCUGCCUGAGAUCAUCUACGGGAUCUCCCUUGUCUUCAGCCCUCAUGUCUUCCUGUUUGGUUUCCUCUUCCACGCCGAGGCCUUCGAGAACCCGACUCUCCGGACGAUGGACGACGUGCGGCGGCUGCUUCCCCAAGCCGGCUGCCAGGAGCUCGAGCUGCCGCUGAAGCGUGAGAUGGACAACUGGCAUCUCUUCCCCAAAGUGGUGAUUGAGAAGGGAGAGGCUCGCGUCCUGCGCGACACACCCAUGACGCUGGGCUCGAAUCUCAAGACCAUGAGCGAGAUCCAUGGAUGGCUCAACCCAUUCUACACCCACCAAUUCCGGUACGGCGGAGGCAAGUUGCUUGACGAGAGCGGUGCAGGAUUCGUCAGUGGCGCGCAGAUGAAUGUGAUCAUGAACCAUGCAUCGAUGAAUACAUUCAUCAAACACUAUCGGAUCCGGCGCCACGCCAACCUGCAGGAAGUCAUGUGCGGACUUGACCCGGACCGGGAGUGGGAGCGGGCGUUGACCGGGCAGGAUCGAUUACGCGACGUGCGGCGACCACGGUAUCUCACCGAUGCGGAGCGGCGUUCUGUGGAGCAGGAUCCCGAGCUGCGCGCGGCCAUCAGUGUCCACCGGGAGAUGAGAGAUCUGUUUGCCGGGACCGGUGACCCGGCGUUGCAACUCACUGCGAGCCACCUUGACCAGGAGAUCACCAACAUCCGUCAGAGGCUGCUCUACAGGUUGAGAAACGAAGUGCGCCGGGAUUUCAGCCGGAAACAGGCAGUGGUCGAUAUCGAGCGCCAGCUACCGGGAACUGCAGUCUACACCGAGCCCGCCCAACGGCCGUCCAGGAAGGAGCCUUGUGCUCCGCCGGCACAGAUGCAUCUCCUCGAGUGCCUUAUGAGCCUCCCCAAAUCAGAGUCCCUGGAUGAUGAAUGGCAACGGCGCAACAAAGCGGUGGAGGCUGUGAGACAGUACUGUGACUUUCGCGAGGGCGGCCCUCUCCGAGGACGGCUGUCGCAAAAGGCACCCAGUGAUAAUGCUUGCAGCCCAGAUGUAGGGACAAAAGCCGAGCAAGGAACUGCCAGUGCUGCUCCUCCCUGGGAGCAGAAAUACCAGGAGCUCGAGGAGCACAUCCGGUCAGCGCUGAAGCCCGAAGCAUGCUUCCAGUGCCGGAAGAAGUAUUCCAGGUAUGCCGAUGUUCUGAGGCACUUCCGAUCGGCACAUCUGAAAGAUCGCCAAUGCAAUUUUUGCUGCAUACUGCUUCCAGACCAGAUGGCUCUACAGUUGCACGCGUUUACGGUGCACCGCCUGGAGACCUAA